Molecule: messenger RNA, 2082 nt
Organism: Sphaeroforma arctica JP610
Lineage: Eukaryota; Ichthyosporea; Ichthyophonida
Exons: 11
Coding region: 361-2082 (573 amino acids)
Biological process (GO): protein deubiquitination; double-strand break repair via homologous recombination
Molecular function (GO): ubiquitin binding
Source: RefSeq, a predicted model, not a curated record
UGUAUUUGUGUUUUCGUAUUAUUGGACGAAGUAUUACCUGCAUUGGUAUGCGUAGCCAACCCACACAUGUAUUUAUGUAGUUACGUUCGAGGGUCGUAUAGUUAUAACUAAGAAGACUGUGUUGUACUGCCGAUGUGCUGAACGUGUUCGCCUGGUUUUUAGUUUGAUUGAACGACGAGAAUGUGUAAACAUUGAUUGUUCGACGCAUAUCAAAGCACGCGUAAGUACUUCACACAUAUGAGCUGCCAGAUAUAUGCAAACGAUCAAGAAUGUCAUACCCAACACCAACUACGGUAUCUAAGUGAAUCUACCGCUGGUUUACUGAAAAUCCCCUCUAAAUGCACAUAUUAAUACACCACAAUGCCUACCUCCUUCUCAACCAAAGCGGCAUUUCUGUGCAUAUUUAAUACGCUACUGAGUAUACUUCUACUCGCCAUCUCUUGUGUGUUUGCGCAAGUACAAUACGAUCCCUCUCACUGUGCACUGUCCAGUGAUUUUGCAGCAUGUAUAGUACCGCCACCCGACACCGAUGGGGAUGUCGCCUGCUUACAGUCACUCACUGAUGCGAUAACCGAGUACCAGCUCAGAAGCAACGAUGCGCCCGGAACUGCCCUCUACUUACAACGCAAUCUGACCAUCACACGACAGGUCAAUUUCGAGACCACCACCUUAGAGGUCAUUGUGUUUGGUUGUGGUCACGUAGUCACAUGUGAGGGUAAAGUGGGGUCGGAUGGACGCCCGCGGCAGACGGGAAUCAACAUCUAUGGUGGCAUUUCCAACACUAUGGGGCAGAAUUCAUUCGCCGAGACCGGUGGGGUACAGUUCGCCGACCUCACGCUGACCGGUUGCAACAAAGGGAUCUGGGUAUUGCUCCCCACUUCAGCAUCACUGACUCUUCUCGAGAAUGUGCACAUCACCAAGUGCUCCCAGUCCACUGGAGGCAAUGGCGGGGCUGUGUAUACCGUUGGCAAGCUGACUGUGCUCAACAGCACCUUUGAUCUCAACGAGGCCAGGGAUCAGGGAGGCGCGCUGUAUUCCAAAAACCAUAUGACCGUUGUGAAUUCUGUAUUUCAAGAAAACGCAGCCGGCGGACGAGGAGGGGCAUGCUUCUCCGAAGGUGUUAUGGAAGUGGACAACUCGACAUUCGAACACAAUGUCGCACAACUCGGUGGUGCAAUAUACGGUAAAGACGUAUCCAUGGUGGCCAGAUCUCGAUUCGAGUUCAACGUCGCUGGUCAAGAUCAAGGACUGAAUAACGAUGUACAUUCGGGAAGUGGCGGCGCUAUUUUUGGCUACGGUGAUGGUGAUAUCCAGAAUUGCACCUUCAUGAACAACACGGCAUCUCGAUACGGAGGCGCGCUGAGAUAUCUUGGCAACCUAUCGGUGAAUGAUACCGGCUUCUUCAACAACACCAUCUCAUUCGUGACUAAUGAUCUGGAUGUUCUGGGCGGCGCCAUACGCGUGUUCUGGUCGCUUAUAGUUAUAGGAAGUACGUUUAUUGAUAAUAGCGUUCGGGAUGACGGCGGGGCCGUUUUCUGCGAAAAUAGGGUUUAUGCCCAGGACUGUCAGUUCCUGAAUAACGUUGCCGGCCAAUCCGGGGGAGCGAUAAGGGCUCGUUUUGUGGAAACAGUAGGAGGCACAUUCGACAACAAUACAGCCAGAGAUGGGGGAGCCAUGUACAGUACUAAGGUCGUGGAACUGCAGGCAACGUCAUUCAGUCACAAUGUCGCGACCACGGCCGGCGGAGCAGUCUUCUUAGGGGAUGGUGGGCAUUUGGAGGCUUGUACGUUCAAGGCCAAUAUAGCGUCCAUCGGUGCUGCAGUGAACUCUAUUGGUCUCAAAUUGACUGUCCGUAAUAGCGUGAUGAAGCAGAACUCAGCGCCCCAGCAAGGAUUUGUCACGGCAAUUAUGAACCACGGCCAGGGCACAUUGGAGUUGACGAAUACAUCAAUAUUAGAUAACACAGCCUUCGAUAUAGGGCUUGUCAAUUCGAUUGAUCUGCUCAUGGUCGACUGCCUCGUGAGUGGAAAUGUAGUCACUGGUAAUGGGCCGCAUAUCAGCGCAUCCCACUAUGUCAGGUAG